CGGAUGGAAACCUGGUUUAAAAAAAAUUUAUCUACCUAACGUAAUUUUCCGUUUGAUGCGAACACCCUCUCUACCUCCAAAUAAAGUGGCAUUUCGAAUUCCAACUAAUAUUAAUAAACUAGAUAUAAAAGAUUAUCUAACAAAUAUUUAUAAACUUGAUGUAGUUGAUGUGCGUACUAUGGUUUAUGCUGCAGAAUCCCAAAUAAAUAACCAGAGAUAUAGACCUAGUUAUAAAAAAGCUAUUGUCACUUUAGGUGAUGAUUUUAAUUAUCCUCCAAGACCUAUAGAGUUAAAAUAUUCCGAUGCCGAACUUUUUCGGGAAGAUAGAAAAUCUCGAUAUAGAAAGUUGGCCGGUUGGAAAUCUAGACCUAUUAGAGUGCUCGUAAAACAAGAAGAAAAUUAUAAACUAAAAGAAGAGAAGGAUAAGCAAAUCAAAGAAAGAAAUCUUGAUGUAGAAAAAUCCGAAGGAAAUUAAUAUGAUGAAUUCAUAAUUUU
Rhizophagus irregularis DAOM 181602=DAOM 197198 is the source of this 495-nucleotide messenger RNA. RefSeq names its product mitochondrial 54S ribosomal protein uL23m. The record is from RefSeq and is a predicted model, not a curated record. Gene Ontology annotation, cellular component: mitochondrial large ribosomal subunit; ribosome. Gene Ontology annotation, biological process: mitochondrial translation. NCBI's taxonomy places the organism in Eukaryota, Fungi, Glomeromycota, Glomeromycetes, Glomerales, Glomeraceae. Gene Ontology annotation, molecular function: structural constituent of ribosome.